Coccomyxa subellipsoidea C-169 is the source of this 1464-nucleotide messenger RNA. RefSeq lists its product as hypothetical. Bases 1 to 1464 code for a protein of 487 amino acids. The transcript is spliced from 11 exons. The record is from RefSeq and is a predicted model, not a curated record. NCBI's taxonomy places the organism in Eukaryota, Viridiplantae, Chlorophyta, Trebouxiophyceae, Coccomyxaceae.
AUGGGCUAUCCCUGGGUGGUGCGCAAGGCGCUAAUGAAGUAUGGGGCCAAGUCCACUGACAUUGUGAGGCACAAGGGCUCCCUGAUGACUGUGACCACUGUCAACGCCAAGGGGUCGUGGACCCGGACGCUUGACACAGAGAAGACCCUGCAGCAGAGGAGUGCGGAGGGAAGAUUGUGCAAGACGACGGCGUUUUGGGACGGCAAGAUCCACAAGUCGCGCAUGGAGCCGGUGGAGGGAUCGCCCCAGGGCAGGCGCACCGAGUCCUGGCGCUUCAUGGACUCCGGCAUGAUGGUUGUGCGCAGCGCGCUGCAGACUGAAAAGGGCAAGGAUGUGGUCAUGUUCUGGUACCUGGAAGCCAUCGAGAUGCCUGAACGGCCGCGCGGCCUUUUUGGCAGGAGCCGGCUGCGGCGCAUUGCCAAUGACCAGAAGAGGGUCAUGCGCGCAACCGGCAGCGACAACCAGUACUUGCGGUACCUGGGAAGCAAUAUGGCGAAAUGGGUGACCCCAGCGGACCAGUACAUCUCCAUGCGCUCCGCGGAAAAGGAGUCCCGGGCACAUGAAACGCUGAUGUCGGGCAACACGUCACCGCGCUCCUUCUCCUCCAACGCGUUCUCUCCCUUCUCGUCAUCCCCCCGCGCUGCCUCAGGGAACGCCCAGCUGCCCUCCUGGGGCAGCGCAGCCGGCUCCUCCGUGCAUCGCGAGAGCAGCGCCUCCGAGGCGCGGCCGCCACACCCGCCGCUGACAUCAACCGCGCCGCAAGCCUCUGACAUCAGCGCAGGCGCCUUGGAGGCAACGCACAGGAGGGAGGGCAGCGGCGGCGCGCCGCCGGCCCCGGGCCUUGAGGAGUGCAAGACGGACAGCGGCAAGACCGACAAGACCGACGGCGGCCGAAGCGACGGCGCGCGCUCGGCCACGGCGCCGCCGCUGGCCGGCCGGCCCGGGCCGCUGCCGCACCCGCCGCCGCCGCAGCCGCAGCCGCCCGCGCAUGCUCGGUCGUACUCCAACGCGAGCAGCAUAGCCGGCGUGGAGCUGUACCCUUCGGGCAACCUGGGCAGCGGCAGCGGGCAGCUGGGCGGGGCCCAUCACGCGCACAGGCGUUCCCUCACCAACUUGAGCGAAUUAGGAGCCGAGAAGUCUCCCGAGAGCGCCAGCCGCGUCCGGCCGCCGCCCGAAUCACUCGAGGCACAGCUCAGCCACAAGCUUCAGGAGUAUGCAGAGAACCGUAGCAUAACAAGCGUGGUGCCUGUGGACAAUCCCCUCACCACCGAUGAGCCAGAACUUCUAGAGAUGUCGCCAGAACAGGCGGAGGAGACGCAAUUGAAGCUGGUGGAGCUGGAGAGGGAGCUGCGUGCAGCUGCCAGGAAGCGGCACGAGUACGCAGAGGGCCGCGAGUGUUUCUGCUGCACCUGCGUGUUCCACUCUUUCGUGAUCCCCGCCUAUGUCCGGACUUGGGACCUUUGA